AACCUCAACUCUCUAGCUAGCUAAUUUUGUAUAACAAAAUUGGUUGUAGAUUAAUACGAUCAGAAAUAAUGUUUGCCUUAGUUUUAACGGUGCUGGUGAUCCUCAUUGCAAAGUGGGUUCACAGAUGCUGGACUCCCAAGUGCAACGGCACGCUCCCACCGGGCUCGAUGGGCUUGCCACUGCUCGGGGAGACUCUGCACUUCCUCGCUUCGACCACCUCCAACGAUGUUCCUCCUUUCCUGCGUAAUAGGAUGCAGAAGUAUGGGCCUGUUUUCAAGACUAGUUUGGUGGGGCAGGCGAUGAUCGUGUCAACGGAUGCCGAUCUCAACUACUUCAUCUUUCAGAAGGAGGGAGAGCUGUUCGAGAGCUGGUAUCCCGACACAUUCACCAAAAUCUUUGGCACCCAAAACCUAUCCAAUCUGCACGGCUUCUUGUUCAAGUACGUCAAGAAUAUGGUGCUCAAUCUAGUUGGCUCAGAAAGGCUCAUCGCGAUGCUUCCAGAAAUCGAGGGCGCCUCAAGCCGUUGCUUGAAGACGUGGUCCGGCCACGAUAGUGUUGAUGUCAGGGAAACUACGGCUCAGAUGAUAUUUGAUCUCACUGCUAAAAAGCUGAUCAGUUACGACUCAGAAAAAUCGUCAGAGGAUUUGAGGGGAUAUUUUGAAGCUUUCAUAAAGGGAUUAAUUUCAUUUCCCUUCAACAUUCCUGGAACAUCUUACUACCAAUGCUUACAAGGAAGAAAAAAGGCGUUGAAGAUGCUGAAGAACAUGCUUCAAGAGAGACGAGAAAGGCCGCGAGAAACGCAGAGUGAUUUCUUCGAUUAUGUGUUGAAAGAAGUUGAACGUGAGGAUAAGAUACUGACAGAGGAUAUUGCUUUGGAUUUGAUGUUCGUGCUGCUCUUCGCCAGCUACGAAACAACCUCAUUGGCGCUCACUUUAGCAAUAAAAUUUCUAUCGGACCAUCCCUCUGUUUUAAAACAAUUAAUGGAAGAGCACGAGGCAAUCAUAAAAAGGAGGGAAAAUCCAGAUUCGGGACUAACAUGGAGUGAAUACAAAUCAAUGAAAUUUACAUUUCAGAUCAUCAAUGAAACUCUGAGGCUAGCUAACAUAGCUCCUGUGAUUUUCAGAAAAGCAAUGAAAGAAACUAAAUUUAAAGAAUAUACCAUACCGGCAGGUUGGCCUGUUAUGGUAUGCCCUCCAACCCUUCACUUAGACCCCAACACAUACAAAGAUCCACUCCUAUUCAAUCCAUGGCGGUGGGAGGGAGUAGACACGCACGUGGCGUCGAGAAAGUUCAUGGUGUUCGGAGGAGGGGUGAGAGUCUGCGUGGGAGCGGAUUUUGCCAAGCUGCAGAUGGCAGUCUUUCUCCAUUGCUUGGUCACAAAAUACAAGUGGAAAGCAAUCAAAGGAGGAGAGAUUGUUCGAACUCCUGGCUUGCAGUUUCCAAAUGGAUAUCACAUCCACAUCUCUCCAAAUUAGAUGAUAUACCUAUGUCAUAAUCCAUAGAUACCAAUAAGUGGAGUAGUGUGCGUUUUAUCUAGUCCAUAGUAUUUUUCUUCUUUUAAAUGUUUUGGUUUGAUAAAAUAAACGAGUACUCUUUUUCCUUACAUGGUGUUUUUUCCAUUGGAUUUUCACCGUUAAGGUUCUAAUGAGACUCGGCCAGCCCUUAGUUUGCUUUUUGUGCUUUCAAGGGUUUGUUUGUUUUUUUCUUUUUUACUUUCUUUUUCGUUUUUUCCUAAUAGAUAUAUUAGUAAAGAGUCCUAAUGUUAUCAAGAUAAUAAGUGUUCCGAGUAGUGAAUUACGCUUUCCCUACUUAUAUUUGUGAUAAUAAUAUAAUAAAAUUGCAUCGA
Messenger RNA from Salvia miltiorrhiza (redroot sage), 1846 nucleotides. RefSeq names its product cytochrome P450 87A3-like. Gene Ontology annotation, molecular function: iron ion binding; oxidoreductase activity, acting on paired donors, with incorporation or reduction of molecular oxygen; heme binding. The record is from RefSeq and is a predicted model, not a curated record. The transcript is spliced from 9 exons. Lineage: Eukaryota; Viridiplantae; Streptophyta; Magnoliopsida; Lamiales; Lamiaceae. Gene Ontology annotation, biological process: sterol metabolic process. Bases 69 to 1475 code for a protein of 468 amino acids.